GGUCGGUGAUUGUCGGUAGUGGGCUGACUGGGCAGUGAGCACUUGCCACCACUUGCCACCACUUGCCACUUGAUUUGGGCUGUUUCAGUUGGUUUCAGUGGCAGUGGCAUCACCGUACCAGUGCGCACCGGUGACACUAGUGGCAGUAGUGGGUUCGCUCUCGCUCUCGAGUUGUUGCGAGCUAGUGCGGUGGCAGCUGACGCAGCUGAUCGGUGAAGGUAGAAGGAUUGAAUUCUCCCGCGUUCUCACAUAAUCUGAAUUUUUCUUCUGAAAGUUUCGGGUCUCCCUGUAUCCUGUACCUGACUUUCGGUCUCAACUUGCGCUUUCAGCUGAUCCAACGGUACGCCCGACGCGGUAUCAGCACUCGUCUUAUCAUUAUCGCCGGAAAGGAUCGUCUGACUGAAUAAUGCCGUGUCCAUUUUUGACCCGUUUGUCUGCAAACUACAUCCGCAAUUAUGGAUCAUCCCUGAUAAUGAAUUACCGGCAACAUUGCCCAGUAAUGUCAAGAUUGUUCAGUACAAUGGCAGAGUCGGAGGAGUCUCAGCCGAUUUCCGAGCCUAUACAAAAUCAGUGUCCCUUCUUAUCCAGAGAACGGGACGCCAUUAAGAAAGCCAGUCUAGCAAUGGAGGAAGAUGUUAUCAAUCUAGGUGCUACGGAGCAAAAAGAGGAGGCGCAGUUUCCUUAUGAGGAAUUUUUCCACGAGCAACUUAUGCGAAAGAAGAAGGAUCAUUCGUAUCGUGUAUUCAAGAAAGUCAAUCGUCUGGCUGAAAACUUUCCAGUGGCUAUGGAAUACUCAUGGGGCGAGAGACCCAUAACGGUAUGGUGCUCCAACGAUUAUCUAGGAAUGUCACGUCAUCCCGCGGUGAUAAGCGCAGUUCGUGAAGCGUUGGACAAGUUCGGUGCUGGCGCCGGAGGCACGAGAAACAUCUCGGGCAAUUCCAUGGGUCAUGAGAUGUUGGAGAAACGACUGGCGCUGCUGCAUCAGAAAGAGGCUGGUUUGCUUUUCACUUCCUGCUUCGUUGCUAACGACUCUACCUUAUUCACGUUAGCGAGAAUUUUACCAGAUUGUCACGUCUUCUCCGAUGCUGGGAAUCAUGCCUCUAUGAUACAGGGCAUAAGAAACAGUGGCGUGCCGAAGCAUAUAUUCCGGCACAACGACGUGCAACAUCUGGAGGAGCUCCUGUCGAAGGUGGGCAAAAGCGUGCCAAAGAUUGUGGCGUUUGAGACGGUGCAUUCCAUGACCGGCGAUAUCUGUCCGUUAGAAGAGUUGUGCGACGUCGCACAUAAAUACGGCGCGAUAACGUUCGUCGACGAAGUCCACGCAGUCGGCUUAUAUGGCUUCUCUGGUGCUGGCAUCGGCGAGAGGGAUUGGGCACUUCACAAAAUGGACAUUAUAUCCGGCACCUUGGGAAAGGCUUUUGGCAACGUGGGUGGCUACAUCGUUGGUUCCGCAAAGCUGAUAGAUAUGAUAAGAAGUUAUGCAGCCGGCUUUAUUUUUACUACUUCGCUACCGCCUACUGUCCUGUACGGAGCUUUGGCAUCCGUCGAGAUUUUGGCAUCGGACGAGGGCAGAUCAUUGAGGACGAAUCACCAGAAAAAUGUCGCCUAUAUGAAGUCUAUUCUUACUGCCGCCGGUCUUCCGUUAGAAACGUCGCCCUCUCACAUUAUUCCGAUAAAAAUAGGAGAUCCAUUGGUGUGUAGUCAAAUAGCAGACUAUUUAUUAAGAGAUAAAGGACAUUAUGUGCAAGCUAUAAAUUAUCCAACAGUUCCAAAGGGCGAAGAGAAAUUGAGAUUAGCCCCAACACCGAAACAUACUCAAGACAUGAUGGAUAAAUUCAUGCGAGACACGUUAGAUGUUUUUCAUCAGUUGAAUAUAUUCAAGACGGCCACCAAAUCGAACGAUGCACCGCGUGCUAUUCUGGUUCAUUGACGAAUGUAUACCUAUAAUAUAUGAUUAUCGUACGCAUGAUCAAACGUACAAACAAAACCUAUCUAUUACAGAUAUCCUAUAUAUGUCCUAUUUAAGGAUAUAUAGAUAUCCUACAGAUUUAUUUAUCUAUCCUGUUUAUCCAUUGUGUUCCAAUGACAUUUGGAAUUAUCAAUAUAUAAAUC
This is a messenger RNA of Mycetomoellerius zeteki, 2112 nucleotides long. RefSeq names its product 5-aminolevulinate synthase (gene Alas). The transcript has 3 exons. Bases 407 to 1930 code for a protein of 507 amino acids. Gene Ontology annotation, cellular component: mitochondrial matrix; mitochondrion. Gene Ontology annotation, molecular function: pyridoxal phosphate binding; 5-aminolevulinate synthase activity. Gene Ontology annotation, biological process: erythrocyte development; hemoglobin biosynthetic process; heme biosynthetic process. The record is from RefSeq and is a predicted model, not a curated record. Lineage: Eukaryota; Metazoa; Arthropoda; Insecta; Hymenoptera; Formicidae.